Molecule: messenger RNA, 6054 nt
Organism: Cephus cinctus (wheat stem sawfly)
Lineage: Eukaryota; Metazoa; Arthropoda; Insecta; Hymenoptera; Cephidae
Gene: NLG-4
Product: neuroligin-4, X-linked
Exons: 14
Coding region: 3313-6054 (913 amino acids)
Biological process (GO): synaptic vesicle endocytosis; presynaptic membrane assembly; chemical synaptic transmission
Cellular component (GO): postsynaptic membrane; cell surface; synapse
Molecular function (GO): neurexin family protein binding; signaling receptor activity
Source: RefSeq, a predicted model, not a curated record
UCGUCACGCGAACGUCGAGACGCGAGCUUCGAAUUGGUGCGUGCAGUGAUUCUGGGUUAGUCAAAUGCAAGUAGCGUUCAGUGACAUGGCGCGUAUCGACGUCAAAAACAUUUAUGAUUAAGCUCCGAUCGUUGAGACUGAACGAAAAAAAGUCAAAAAAUGAAAUAAAAAAAAUUCUACGUCAAACUGUCGCGAAACAAUUACGUGGACGUAAAAGCGACGCGCGUGACCUGAAAAAAUUGCUGGUAAAAUAGCGGCAAAAAAGGGAAACAAAAAGAAAGUCGAAGUGAAAAAGUAAAGAGUUUCAGAGACACGGAUUGUGCGCGAGUGUUAAAAAGUCCGAAAGCUCAACUCUACCGAGGAAUGUUCCAAGCCGGUGAACGCUUUCAUGUGAACAAAGUCACGAAAAUUGAGUAAGCUCGUCCAGAGCUUUUCAAGUGUAUGAUCGUAGGCCAAGUUGAUUUUACCAAGAGAACGUCUGGGAUGAAUAUUCACAAGCAAGAAUAUAUUACUGCAAUGAUAGGAUAAUGUGAACGUCUCGUAAUUCCUGACACUUUUUAUCUUACAUUCAUCGAAGGUGCAUUCCUGACUUAACCCAUAAGUACCGACUGGAUGAUUUCCACCACUUAAUAUCCGUCGUACAUAAACGGCUCUUCGUAUAAAUUACACGUGUGAAAUAAUUCCUUGUACCGCGUUAACGAUGAACCCGACGCUUUUCUCGCGUGAUGAAACUUGAGUGACAACGAAAUGAUCACUGAUCAUUUUCAUCCAAAGGAUCCGCUGAAAGGUUAAACGUAGAUUGUCGUGCAUAUCUUUGGCGAAUGAAAAAUCAUAAAAAUUUUCGAGUGUUCACAAAUCCCACUGGCCGCGUAAGAUCAUGAGACCAAAAAUUGACUCAUGCACCUAUAAACUCAUCUACGUGGAUCGAGUAUGCAGAUAAAAGUGAAACAGUUGGAAGGAAUACGUGAAAACUGGUGCAACUUUUUUUUUUCAAGGUCAUGGAAGUCCUAUGAGAAAUCAUUAACAAUUUACAUAGAAAUCAUAGCACGACUGGACAAGUGUACAUGAGAACCACUUAACCUUCGUUAUAUUGGUAUUAAACAAAAUUUUAGUGAAUUUUAUAAUUGGAUAAUUGUUCCCUUUUUUUGGGAUCCACCGAGUGUGACAACUGUUACCAAUUUUCAGUGACCAUUAUUGAUAUCGUGAAAUAAAUACAGAUUCCAUCAUAAAAUGAUUAUCCAUCGAUUGGAUAUAUGUGCGAAUAUUGUUUAUUCCAAGUACACAAAAAAGUCAUAUUGUGGAGUUAUAUAAAAAAAAAAGCAUAAUAAAAUAAUAAUAAUGAAAUGUGCAGCACUAUACGUGGAGACCUGCCCAACUACAACGAUGAAGGUAACCGUCGGGAAGGGCGGUUUGCGAUAAGAAGAAUCUUUUUCGACAUUUCCCUGCAGAUGGCGCUUUGCAUCGGCCGAUGUCGCCGCCAGAAAAGAACACUUGGGGUAUGGCAGCCGUUACGGACUGAUCCAUUACGGAAUACCAGUCGACAUGCGGACUUCCUUCGUGGGAAAGUGGAUCGAUAUUGUUGGUGAAAGAAGAAAGGGAGGAAGGAACAUAAAGAAAUGAAUAAUUAAGCGGUAGCGGGAGAAUAAAAAAAAUAAUAAAAAAAAAAAAAGAAAGAUAACGCUUUACGCGACCAAAGAACAAGGACGGAGAAAAGUUGACGGGUGAGACGGACAAAUUUGGACGACUCACGACGUUAAAAAGGAAAUACGUUAAUUAAAUAUAAGUUAAUAUAAAGCGCCGAGAGAUGAGGCCACUCUCUUCGCAUUCCGUGAAUCUCCCGGAUCUGAAAUAACAGCCGAGGUCAUAGACAUCCAGACCUAACCCUGGAUACUUUUGGGAAUUGGCCGGGUGCUAAUUAACUCUAAUUAGCAGUCAAAUGAAUUACGUAGUCCCUUAGUCCGUAGCUUAUACCCAGCGUGCAGACGCUAUUCUUCCGUGUAUAAUCAAAAGCAUCAGGAUCAUAGCGUAUCGCUGUGUCCGAAUACGAUUUUACCCAAAAGCACGCAUCAAGACUGAUAAUAAUCCAGCUGUAAAGGCUAAUCGGAAUUGAAUGUUCAACUCGAUAGGUACGUUCGGCAUUACUGAUACAGCACAUGCACAUAUGGACAUACUUAACACAGCUUGAGAAUUGGAAUAGAGUCAAGUGCACCUACCUGUUUAAUAUUACGUAACUACAGCUACAGGUAAACCUCCACCUAACCUAGAGAAAAGUUUCUGAGGUUAAUUUGAUGUAGUUAUACGUGCAUAUAUAUAUCAGGUACUACCGUUAUAUGUAAAUUGGAAUGUAGGUCAAACGUCCAGGUAUAAAUACGGAGCAAACGUAGAAUCGCAUACGCAAGCAAGAUAGAGACUGGUAGGUUGGCACACGUGAGUCUGAGCGUAAUGUAUGACGCAAGAGAUUUAAGGGUGAAUCCACAGCGAGAUACUUGAAUUUCAUCGGGGUGCAGCGGCGGCGAGAAAGUUAAGAGAUAAAAUGAGAAAGGAGCAGCGGAGAUAAGGGAAUAAAAUUAUAAAGAAAAGUCGAGCACGAAACAUCUUAUCUGUAGCCAGGGUUGUGCUUCUCCUAUGACGAGGACGUGAUCCUGUUACACGGGGUUGAAAUCUCAUCCAACGUUAACCGGGGUAACAGCUCCUACCGAUAACUACUGAUUUCCAUAAUGGUCUCACAUGCGCGAGCAUUUCCUUACGUCUCGACGCUUCUGCAUUCCUUUUGCACCGUUUUGUUAUCGCUGUGUCGCUAUAGCACAUUCGCCUGAUAACGCAAGCUCGCUGGCGACAGUCGAGGCGCAUUUGUCGAAGAAAAAGAUAUUUUUAACGUUCGAUGAUACGCGGUGGUAUAUAAAGUCGGGAGGAUAGGGGGGUUAAUUAAUUUUAUUUAAUUAACGUAAAUUCGGGAAAUCAACGAAUUUGCCGGUUUUCAAUAACUUCCGGUGACAGUUUAAUAAUUAUAUAAAUUGUUUAUACCAAGCAAUUAGGGUGUUUGUACCUCUCGAUUGUAUGUAUUAUUAAUUAGUCUUACAAUGAAUAAUGGUAUGCACGAUGUAUUCAGUAAAUGCAAGAGAAAAAUGUUAUUUCAGGUAAAAACGAUAAAUCCAGGUACCAAGAUUAAAGUUGCGCGAAUACCAAGAUGAAGUAUAAGUUCAACCGGAGGAACGUGCUCAGUGUGUAAAUAUAAUUUAUACAGUGAAUUUUACGGAGUCCGGAAAGAUAUUUAAUUGAUCGCUGAGAUAAGGACUGCUCAAAACUGGCAAAAUGGAACUUUUUCUAAUUCUUAUAUGCCUAAUCGCUCCGCCUGUGUUUUCACUCUCGAUAAAGACCAAAUUAAAUCCGCGAAUCGUACAGACUCGGUACGGCAAGAUACAAGGUGUCGUACAGUCCUUCGAGUACGUGAAAUUUUUAAAGCCCAUCGACGUCUACCUCGGCAUCCCUUACGCAACGCCGCCUGUCGGUGGGAACAGAUUCUCACCCACCAGGGCACCAAGCCCCUGGGACGGAGUCAGGUUAUCGGAUUCCGUGGGUCCUGUCUGUCCUCAAAAGCUACCGGACAUCUCAAACGAGCAGGAAGCUUUGGAGAGAAUGCCCAAGGGCAGACUUGAAUACUUGAGACGAUUGUUACCUCAUUUAAGAAAUCAAAGCGAAGAUUGCUUAUACCUUAAUAUCUACGCUCCUGCAAUGGGUACCAGCGAGAGUGGCAGAAAGCAUCCAGUCCUUUUAUUCGUCCACGGCGAGAGCUACGACUAUGGCAGUGGCAAUCCCUACGACGGAAGUGUCCUAGCAAGCUACACCGACCAAGUUGUGGUCACGAUGAAUUACCGACUGGGUGUACUCGGCUUUCUCAAUGCCAAUAUGGCGCCCCACUUAAAGGCGAGGGUCGCCAAUUACGGUCUCAUGGACCAGAUCGCGGUCCUGCAAUGGGUGCAACAGAACAUUGGACUUUUUGGCGGUGAUCCCGGCAACGUUACUUUAAUGGGACAAGGAACUGGCGCUGCCUGCGUUAACUUUCUCGCCAUUAGUCCCACGGUCAGGUCUGGACUCUUCAAGAGGGCCAUCCUCCUCUCGGGAAGUGCACUCUCAUCCUGGGCCGUCGUAGAUGAUCCUGGCACUUACGCGUUAAAACUCGCCCGCGCCACCAACUGCUCCAUUCCCGAGGAUCUCUUCAAGGAUCACGAGCUGAUCGUCGAUUGCCUCAGAGAUGCUAACUUGAACGAUCUACUUCAGGUUGAUAUUCAAGCCCCGACCUUCCUCAGCGCCUUUGGUCCCAGUGUGGACGGAGUCGUCAUAAAUCCGGACUUUCAGAAGGACCUGCUAUCCUACCUGGGUCCUGAGUUUCAAGGAUUCGGGCAACAGCUAAAGAGAACCGAACACGGGACUCCCAUUACCAGCAACAACAAAUACGAUUUACUCUUCGGCGUCACCACGAGCGAGGCCCUUUGGAAGUUUGCUGAAAAAGACGUUCAGCAGGGAUUCGAAGGAGACAGGAGAGACAGAAUUAUAAGGACCUACGUGAGAAAUGCGUACACGUAUCAUCUGACGGAAAUAUUUUAUACGGUCGUAAACGAGUACACGGAUUGGGAGCGCACGGUUCAGCACCCAGUGAAUACGAGGGACGCCUGCGUCCAGGCGCUCAGCGACGCCCAAUUCGUGGCGCCUUUAGUGCAGACUGGCGACCUCUUUACCCUGAGGCACAUGAAGAAACCAAACAACCCUCACGUAGCACCCAUUUCUGAGGACGAGCGCGAACCCAUGCCGAAAACCUACUUUUACGUCUUCGACUAUCAAACCAAAGAUGGCGACUAUCCUCAGAGAAUGGGAUCGGUGCACGGUGAGGAAUUGCCAUUCGUCUUCGGUGCACCCCUGGUUGACGGUUUUGGCCAUUUCCCCAAGAACUACACGAAACCGGAAAUUGCACUCUCGGAAAGUCUGAUACUUUCGUUCGCCAAUUUCGUGAGGACUGGAAAUCCAAACGCCAUGGAGCAUCACGGAAGAAGCGACGCUUUUCUACCGGCGAGUCGUGAGAAAAGUCGUUUUCGGAGCGUCACGUGGGAACAAUACGAUCCCGUGCAUCAGAAAUACUUAGAGAUUGGACUCAAACCAAGAAUGAAGAAUCACUAUCGGGCUCAUCAGCUUUCAGUCUGGUUGAGGCUGGUACCUGAACUUCAUCGAGCUGGAAUGGAGGACGUGGAACCUAGACACAAUCUUUUCCGAGGUCACGCCGAUCCCAGCCUAUACGAUGGUUCUGUGAGACCCGAUCCGCUCAGUAGGAUCGGCGAAGAAUAUCGAAGGCGAAAUGCUACUACAGAGCCACCCACUACCACGGAUUACAGUAUAACUACUUGUGUCAGUUUGAUACAAAGUACUAAUCUACAGAACGUGCACAACGCUAGUACAGAUACGCUGGCCAGUUUGGACGCUGCUGGAUAUGCAGCCUACUCUACAGCCCUGAGCGUCACUAUAGCUAUUGGAUGCAGUUUGCUCAUACUGAAUGUCCUUAUAUUCGCGGGUGUUUAUUACCAGAGAGAUAAAACGAGACUGGAGGUAAAGAGCCUCCAGCAACAACAGAUGAUGAAUCAACAGUGUGGUCCCAGAGGUUUCACUGAACUGAAGCAACCGCCUCCGCCCCAUUCUCAUUUUCCUGGCAGUGGUCAGGUUAUCGUUGACGUUGAAAAUGAGAUGCUGAGAAGAAACGCCAUGAAGGCACAGCCUAGCGAUGCAAAUGCUUUGCUUCAACAAGGCCAAGGCACUCAUACGCUGCCCCAUCAACAUCACUAUCAGAAACAUCAGCAUCAACAACAUGCCACGCUGCCUAGAGCUUCGAUGAUACAAGAUAUGAAUACGCAGACCCAGGGUCCACCGAACGGGUCCAUUCAUCUGACGAUACCCAGAGCACCACCACCACCCAGGACGAAGAGUCCACCAGAGAAUCAGCCUCUUCUUCAAGGUGCAACCGUCUCCAGCCGUGUGUCUCAGGCGACAAUAAGCGAGAUGAGAGUGUGA